AUGCGUGAAAUUUGUCACUUGCAAGCUGGCCAAUGUGGAAAUCAAAUUGGUGCAAGUUUUGGGAAGUAA
Molecule: messenger RNA, 69 nt
Organism: Macrosiphum euphorbiae (potato aphid)
Lineage: Eukaryota; Metazoa; Arthropoda; Insecta; Hemiptera; Aphididae
Source: the annotation of a GenBank genome assembly